GUGUGUGUGUGUGUGUGUGUGUGUGUGUGCGUGUGCGUGUGCGUGCGUGCGCCUCUUUGAGUUAAAGGUGAAGUGACUUUACGCACAAACUCUUCUCCAUCCAAAAGCAUCUCCACUGGAUUACUUGGAGGUGAAACGGCUGCCAUGGCAGAGGAGAGCCUCCGGGAUUUCUUUCCAGAGAUGAGGGAGGUGGAAAAUAAGGUCGGGAGGAAAACACCAGAGAGUCUUCUGAUGUGGAUGAGGGAUGCUGCGGACUGUGGAGACGGCUGCAGGUGUGAUGUGGGGGACAGGGGAGACCACAGCUCUGCCUCCAGUGGAAGCUUCUCUGACAGGAUCAGCUGUUUGAAACAAGAGAUGAGAAGGCUGCGCUCUGCCGAUGUGAGGAUUCUGCGGCAGCUGCUUGCCGUGCACGAGGGUAUCGAGGCCAUGCGUUGGCUGAUGGAGGAGCGGGGAUCCCUGGUCAGUGGCGGCGGCAGCUUGACAGGAAGCCUGAGCAGCCUGGUCACUGUAGAGGAGCACGGGCCCUCUGUGACGCCCUGCAGGGAGAGCCAGAGUCCGACCUUCCCUCAAGAUUUGACAGAAACAACAGGUGAGGACUCCGCAGGUCAGCGAUCACCACAUGAUGAUGGUGAUUCAUUCCACAAGAGCUACUUGGAUGUUCUGAGCCCCGAGUCUGGAGGAGGGAGAUCUCCAAGUCCUUCCAACUCUGAGUUUGAACCCAACCCUGCCAACGGUUUGGUCAGUGCCAGUUUACAAAAGUCACAAACACAGGACGUGGACGCAGGUCAAGACCCCACAGCUGGAGCUUGUACCAUCAGCAGAGCUCUGCUCAGAUCUAGAAAGGCAAGAAAAGAAGUGAAAGCAGAUAUUAGUGGUUUUACCCAAGAGUCCGGGGAGAUUCAAACAGAGCGCAGUCCGCCUCAGGAGAGUUUCAGAGCCUCUCCGAAUGAAGUGAUGGAGGAGCAAGAGAGUGCAUCAACUGCAGAGACUGUUCUGCUGGGGUAUGACGCUCAGUGGUGCUGGGUGGAGUCGCAGGAUGAUGUGACGUUUUUGUGAUUAUCUGUAACUGAAGCUGUUGCACCUCAACAGAUACUGUAGCUGCCAGUUAAUGCAGUGGGACUUCAAAUGCACGUUGACGCUAAGUGUGCCUUGAUAAAACAAGAGGCACUAGCAUAAAAAUAAAUAGUGCAAACUCUGUCAUUGAUUUUUUUUCCCGAAUGUAAUCUGUUUAAUUGUGUUUUUGCUGUAUCCAUAUGUAUUUUAUGAGUGAAAAAGCAAAAACAAAUGAAAAAUACCAUGGCAUUCCUUAAUAUAAAUGAUAGAAACCUCCAAUCUUGGCUGAUAAAUGUUAUAUACUCUUGGGGAUUUGAUUUUCAGUAUUACAUAUAGCCUACGGACCGUUCAUUAAGAACUUCUUCCUUUUAUUGUGGGAAAAAGAGUCAUUUUAGAACAUAGAUGGAGAAUCUUCUUUGUAUAUUCUCCAUCUUGUCCUAUGUUCUAAAACGAUUCAGUUUGAGUUUAUAUUAUGACACAAUGAGUAAUAGUGAUGAUUUUUGGCUUAAAUUGUUAAGCAAUGAUGAGUCCAAUAUAUACAUUUUGGUAAUAAAUAAGACAGACAUGUUGUCAUGAAGGUUCCUCUUUGUUUCUCAACCCAAACAGUAGAGAUGUGUGAAUGUGCUGAAUCAAC
Molecule: messenger RNA, 1687 nt
Organism: Hippoglossus stenolepis (Pacific halibut)
Lineage: Eukaryota; Metazoa; Chordata; Actinopteri; Pleuronectiformes; Pleuronectidae
Product: leucine rich adaptor protein 1
Exons: 3
Coding region: 145-1056 (303 amino acids)
Biological process (GO): positive regulation of canonical NF-kappaB signal transduction; positive regulation of cytokine production
Source: RefSeq, a predicted model, not a curated record